CUCGACGCUUCUGGCUUGAAGACGCAUGCGCUGCACUCGCGCUCGCGGGAGACUGUAUCUGCCUCGCACUCGUCUGGGUUCACUGGCCAUACGGACAGCUCGAGUCCUCCUGGUCACCACCCCUGCUUUACGUAGCUGCAUCGCUACCCGAAGAUGUCGUUUGGAUGGCGCGCAUGAGCAUUCUGUGCUCGAUCAUCCGCAUGACAACUCCCAAGUCCCUACAGCGGCGCGUCGCGUGCGCGACGGCGGUCUGCUUCGUCGUGUGCUGGGUCGUGAUCUUCGUGCAGCGAAUGAUCCGCUGUGCGCAUGCGUCAUGCAGCUCCGAUCAGCUAACGGGAAUAUUGCAGAUCGUUGCCGCGCUCGUAUGCGAUGUGGCGCUCGUCGCACUGCCCAUAUGGUCAUUCGGCGCCUCCAAGUUGCCUCGGGACCGCAAGAUGACACUCGUUGCAGUCUGCAUCUCUACAGCUGUCAUCACAGCAGCUAUCGUUUUUGACUCGGUCGAAGUUAUCCUUCCGAGGGGGAGACUAGGCCUCUUGACUAUGAACCUCAAGCCUGCAUUUGCUCUCACCAUCUCGAACAUGUUCGUUAUCACGUCAUGGUCGUGGCGUCUGUUCGGACACGCUAAAAAAGACCGACUGCGGCAUCGAGCUUCCCCGGCCUCUGCGUCCAACAACAACAACGGGGUAACGUUCACCACCGUCGACCUGAAUACCUGCCUGAGCUCGGGCAUGGUGCUAUCUUCGGCCACGGACGCGGCAAACUUGACCGAUAUUACAACUGACUCUACAGCUAUAAAUUCUAGUUCUAAUGUUUAG
This is a messenger RNA of Coniophora puteana RWD-64-598 SS2, 815 nucleotides long. RefSeq lists its product as uncharacterized. NCBI's taxonomy places the organism in Eukaryota, Fungi, Basidiomycota, Agaricomycetes, Boletales, Coniophoraceae. The record is from RefSeq and is a predicted model, not a curated record. The coding region runs from base 165 to 815 and encodes 216 amino acids. The transcript is spliced from 5 exons.